Molecule: messenger RNA, 1607 nt
Organism: Chinchilla lanigera (long-tailed chinchilla)
Lineage: Eukaryota; Metazoa; Chordata; Mammalia; Rodentia; Chinchillidae
Gene: Fgfrl1
Product: fibroblast growth factor receptor-like 1
Exons: 6
Coding region: 56-1522 (488 amino acids)
Cellular component (GO): plasma membrane
Molecular function (GO): fibroblast growth factor binding; fibroblast growth factor receptor activity
Source: RefSeq, a predicted model, not a curated record
CCGCUCCCGCCCGCAGCUCGGCGCCCGGGGCCCGGACCCCGACCGCGGCCGCGAGAUGUCGCCGAGCCCCGCGCUGGUGCUGCUGCUGCCGCCGCUGCUGCUGGGGGCGCUCCCGCCGGCCGCUGCCGCGCGAGGGCCCCCAAGAAUGGCAGACAAAGUGGCCCCGCGGCAGGUGGCUCGGCUAGGCCGCACUGUGCGGCUGCAGUGCCCGGUGGAGGGAGACCCGCCGCCCCUGACCAUGUGGACCAAGGACGGCCGCACCAUCCACGGCGGCUGGAGCCGCUUCCGUGUGCUGCCACAGGGGCUGAAGGUGAAGGCAGUGGAGGCGGAGGACGCAGGCGUGUACGUGUGCAAGGCCACCAAUGGCUUUGGCAGCCUCAGUGUCAACUACACCCUUAUCGUGAUGGAUGACGUCAGCCCUGGGAAGCAGAUCCCAGGGCCCGGCAGCUCCUCGGGGGACAAGGAGGACCCAGCUGGCCAGCAGUGGGCUCGUCCUCGCUUCACACAGCCGGCUAAGAUGCGGCGCCGGGUGAUUGCACGGCCUGUGGGAAGUUCUGUGCGGCUCAAGUGUGUCGCCAGUGGGCACCCACGGCCCGACAUCACGUGGAUGAAGGAUGACCAAGCCCUGACACGCCCAGAGGCUGGUGAGCACAGGAAGAGGUGGACCCUGAGCCUGAAGAACCUGCGGCCUGAGGACAGCGGCAAAUAUACCUGUCGCGUGUCAAACCGGGCAGGAGCAAUCAAUGCCACCUACAAAGUGGACGUGAUCCAGCGGACGCGCUCCAAGCCCGUGCUCACCGGCACGCACCCCGUGAACACAACGGUGGACUUUGGGGGCACGACAUCCUUCCAGUGCAAGGUGCGCAGUGAUGUGAAGCCGGUGAUCCAGUGGCUGAAGCGGGUGGAGUACGGCGCCGAGGGCCGCCACAACUCCACCAUCGAUGUGGGUGGCCAGAAGUUCGUGGUGCUGCCCACGGGUGACGUGUGGUCGCGGCCCGACGGCUCCUACCUCAACAAGCUGCUCAUCUCGCGUGCCCGCCAGGACGACGCGGGCAUGUACAUCUGCCUGGGCGCCAACACCAUGGGCUACAGCUUCCGCAGUGCCUUCCUCACUGUGCUGCCAGACCCCAAACCACCAGGGCCCCCUGUGGCUCCCUCGUCCUCCACCACCAGCCUGCCGUGGCCCGUGGUUAUCGGCAUUCCGGCCGGCGCUGUCUUCAUCCUGGGCACUGUGCUGCUGUGGCUCUGCCAGGCCAAGAAGAAGCCCUGUGCGCCCAUGUCCACCCCGCCUGUACCCAGCCACCGCCCGCCAGCCCUGUCCCGGGACCGCAGUGGUGACAAGGACUUGCCUGCGCUGGCCGUGGGGCUGUGUGAGGAGCAUGCACUGGGCUCGGGCUCAGCAGCUGGCCCCAAGCUGUACCCCAAGCUGUACACGGAUGUGCACACGCACACGCACUCACACACACACUCACAUGUGGAGGGCAAGGUGCACCAGCACCAGCAUGUCCACUACCAGUGCUAGACACAGUGGGCAUGGCGACAGGCCAGGAAGCCGGUGGGGAGGCGGCAGCCAGCACCCUGCGCGAGACGCAUGCCUACUGGCUGGG